Molecule: messenger RNA, 3374 nt
Organism: Ipomoea nil (Japanese morning glory)
Lineage: Eukaryota; Viridiplantae; Streptophyta; Magnoliopsida; Solanales; Convolvulaceae
Product: glutamate receptor 3.6-like
Exons: 8
Coding region: 237-3137 (966 amino acids)
Cellular component (GO): plasma membrane
Molecular function (GO): glutamate-gated receptor activity
Source: RefSeq, a predicted model, not a curated record
AAUCUAUAUGAGCCAUACAUGAAUCUAGUGGAUUUCCAAGAAAGACUGAAGGGCAGAAAAAGACGAGAAGGAAAUAUGGAGGACGUUUACCACUUCCACUGUUCAUUAAAUGAAAGCUUGCUUUCAGCUCUGGUAGUAUGGUAAAUACACUUGUGGAACACUGUUGCUGCUGUUCUAAGCUUUGGUUCUCUGUAUAGACUUUCAUAUCCUCAUGGGUUUCUGGAGAUUUUGGAAGCAUGGGGUUCUUUUGUAAAUCAAAGAUCAAAGCUUGUGUUUUUAAGGUUUUGAUGGUGAAAUCUGGGGGUUUGGUGAUUGAAUUGAAGAUGAAGGGGUUUUGGGUGGUGAUGUUUUUAACUUUUUACAGUGGGUAUGUUUGUGAAGGGGUUAAUUCAACCCUUUCUACCAGGCCUGAUGUGGUGAAUAUUGGGUGUAUACUGACUUUUAUUUCGCCAAUUGGCAAAGUUGCGAAAGCUGCUGUGGAAGCUGCAGUGGAUGAUGUGAACUCCAAUCCAGAUGUUCUUGGGGGAACCAAGUUGAAUGUCACGAUGCUCGACAGCAAUUCUAGUGGAUUUCUCGGCAUUGUUGAAGCUAUGCGGUUCAUGGAGACCGACACGGUGGCUAUAAUCGGUCCCCAAGCUUCAGUCAUAGCUCACGUGAUUUCCCACCUUGCAAACGAGCUACAAGUCCCUUUGUUGUCUUUUGCUGCGACUGAUCCAACGCUUUCGUCUCUUCAGUAUCCGUUCUUCGUUAGGACCUCCCCGAACGAUUUGUUUCAGAUGGCUGCAGUGGCGUCGAUCGUGGACUACUACGAGUGGAGGGAAGUGGUUGCCAUUUUUAUAGACGACGAUUAUGGGAGGAAUGGCAUAGCUGCGUUGGGAGAUCAACUUGCCACGAGACGGUGUCAGAUUUCUUACAAAGCCGCUUUGAAACCCGAGGCCACGGAGGAUGACAUGAAGGAUCUGUUAGUUCGGGUGGCGUUAUUGGAGUCCCGAAUUCUAGUUGUUCACACGUAUCCCGACAAAGGUCUGAAGAUAUUCUCGGUGGCGAAGAGUUUAAGGAUGACGGAAAGCGGGUACGUGUGGAUUACUACGCAUUGGCUCUCGUCUAUCCUCGAUACCAUUGGCCCUCUUCCAGCAGAAACGAUGGAUAGCCUUCAGGGGGCUAUUACGUUGCGUAUACACACUCCGGAUUCACAAUUAAAGCGGGACUUUGCCUCCCGGUGGAGCAAUAUAACCCGAAGGUUGGGAGAUAAUGUUCAUUUAGGAUUGUGUACGUUUGGUCUGUAUGCCUAUGACACCGUAUGGCUACUUGCUCGUGCUCUCGAUGCAUUCUUUAAGGAGGGUGGAAACGUUUCGUUUUCUAAAGAUCCAAGAUUGGAAGGAAAGGAAGGAGGGAGUUUGCGUCUCGGUUCUAUGAGCAUCUUCAACGGGGGGAAUUUAUUGCGUGACAUCAUUUUCAAAACCGAGAUUAUCGGUGUGACUGGAACGUUCAAAUUCACGUCCGAGAGGGACCUAUACAGCCCUGCAUUUGAAGUCAUUAAUUUGAUUGGCAAUGGAUAUAGAAGGGUCGGUUACUGGUCUAAUUACUCCGGGUUAUCAGUUGUGCCUCCCGAAUCUCUCUACUUGAAACCACCGAAUACCUCGUCUUCAAAUCAACAGCUACAUGGCGUAAUCUGGCCUGGACAACAAACGGAUAAGCCUCGAGGGUGGGUUUUCCCGAACAAUGGGAGGCAACUGAGAGUCGGGGUCCCUAACCGAGCUAGCUUCCGUGAAUUUGUAGAGCAAGUGUCAGGUAACGAUAUGUUCAGAGGCUACUGCAUUGAAGUCUUCACAAGUGCUGUAAGCUUACUACCAUAUGCUGUCCCUUAUAAGUUCGUCUCGUUUGGGGAUGGCAUUACAAACCCGGAUGACACAGAAAUAGUUCGCGGAAUCACUGCAGGGGUUUACGGUGCAGCUGUAGGUGAUAUCGCAAUCACAACCAACCGAACAAAGAUGGUCGACUUCACUCAACCUUAUAUUGAAUCGGGGCUAGUCGUGGUGGCACCGGUUAAAGAAUUGAGCUCUAGCGCUUGGGCUUUUCUUAGCCCGUUCACUCCUAGGAUGUGGGCUGUUACAGGAUUCUUUUUCCUCGUUGUCGGGGCAGUUGUCUGGAUUUUGGAACACAGAAUGAACGAGGAUUUUCGUGGACCUCCUAGAAAGCAAAUCAUCACCAUUCUUUGGUUUAGCUUGUCAACGCUCUUCUUUGCACACAAGGAAAACACUGUGAGCACCCUAGGCCGGAUUGUCCUAAUCGUAUGGCUGUUUGUGGUUCUGAUAAUAAACUCGAGCUACACAGCUAGCCUGACCUCAAUCCUUACGGUGCAGCAUCUUUCUUCCCCGGUUAAAGGAAUCGACAGCUUGUUGACUUCGAACGAUCCCAUUGGUUAUCAACUUGGUUCUUUCGCUCGCAACUAUCUGGUUGAAGAACUUGGCAUUCACCCAUCUAGACUCGUUGCUCUUAACCUGCCUGAAGAUUAUGUCAAGGCUUUAAAGAACGGCCCCAAAAAUGGCGGUGUUAUGGCAGUGGUCGAUGAACGUGCAUACAUGGAACUUUUUCUCUCAACACAUUGCGAGUUCAGUAUUGUUGGUCAAGAGUUCCAAAAAAAUGGAUGGGGAUUUGCCUUCCCGAAGGACUCUCCUCUGGCGGUUGACAUGUCAACUGCGAUUCUGAAACUGUCAGAAAACGGGGAGCUUCAGAGGAUCCACGACAAAUGGCUGCUGAGGAGCGCCUGUACCUCGCAAAACACAAAGCUCGAAGUGGACCGCCUCGAGCUGAAGAGCUUCGCGGGUCUCUUUUCCAUAUGCGCGGUGGCGUGCUUCUUAGCUCUGCUCGUGUACUUCAUACUGCUGACACGCCAGUUCACGAGGUAUAGCUCUGAUCCCGAGCAGACACCUUCUAGUGGUGGAAGCUCACGAUCAGCUCGACUGCAGACUUUCCUCUCUUUUGUCGACGAAAAAGAAGAGACAGCGAAAAGCCGGUCCAUCAAGAGGAAGCAGAUGGAGGGAGAUUCAGCUAGGAGCAUUGAUGAUGAUGAUUCAUAUGUGAAUGGUUCUUCCAGGAGUAUAGGCCAUUCACAGGUGUUCUCAAACAGAGCUUAGAGUCUUGGAAAUUCUCAGUCUGUCUUUUUUUAACAAUAAUUGUGUGCUUCUUAAAUGUUAUUAUUGUUUAGGCUAAUAUAUACGUAGAUAUAGAUAACUCUUUUCUUCUUCUCCCAAUAGAUAGCAUAUUUUGAAAUGUUCAUAUGCUUGUCAUGUGGACAUGUACUAGCUUAGAGGCUCUGACAUAAGGAGAGUAGAAAGUCUGCUUUCAACAUGUUAGAAAUUAGGGAUUGAAAA